This is a messenger RNA of Megachile rotundata (alfalfa leafcutting bee), 2526 nucleotides long. RefSeq names its product Sec synthetase (gene SecS). The record is from RefSeq and is a predicted model, not a curated record. Gene Ontology annotation, molecular function: tRNA binding; O-phosphoseryl-tRNA(Sec) selenium transferase activity. Gene Ontology annotation, biological process: conversion of seryl-tRNAsec to selenocys-tRNAsec; selenocysteine incorporation. Lineage: Eukaryota; Metazoa; Arthropoda; Insecta; Hymenoptera; Megachilidae.
UCUUAGGUAUUAUUGAUGCCAUUUCAUCUUAUGUUAUAUCGAAAACACAAAAGUUGAUGUUAUUUGUUUUGGAAUUUAUAAACAAUAUAUAAUGUAGUAGCAAUGGUGUGUUAAAACAUCAAACAUCCUAACGAUUGUGGCCUAAACGCUUGAAGCAGUUCAAUAAAUCAGGAAGAUGAAUAAUCAGGCAUUCAGUUUGGCAGAAAGACUUAUUCCUGCAACUUAUGUGCAACAAGGUUUGAAUGCAAAAAAAACACGAGAAAAUCUUAUAAGACAUUUCAUUGAACAUCAAAAGUGGCCAGAAGAAGGGUGGGAUGAUGCAACAAUUGAAGCUUUUCUCUCAGAUUUAUCACAAAUGGAUAGCAACAACUUUCCUUCUAACUGUAGUGUAGGAGAACGUGAAGCAAGAAUUGUAUCAAACAUUGUAGCAAGGCGUCAUUUUCGGAUGGGUCAUGGAAUAGGUAGAUCAAGCGAUUUAGAAGAAGUACAACCAAAAGCUGCAGGGAGUAGCUUAAUGUAUAAAUUAACAAAUGCUUUAGUACUUGAAGUUAUUCGAUAUAUGGGUGUAAAAAGUAUAGCAGGCUGUUUUCUAUCCCCAAUGGCUACAGGCAUGAGUUUGGUAUUAUGUAUGCUAACAUUUAAGCAAGAUAGACCCAGAGCAAAGUAUGUAUUAUGGCCUAGAAUUGAUCAAAAAUCAAGCUUUAAGUCAAUAAUUACAGCUGGUUUAGAACCAAUUGUUAUUGAAACAAAAAUAAUUGGAGAUGAAUUAAAAACAGAUAUGCAAAGACUUGAAUCUCAAAUGGCAGCUUUAGGUGAAAGUGUUGCUUGUGUGCUUACAACCACUAGUUGUUUUGCACCCAGGGCAUGUGAUUCUAUUGAUUCUAUUGCAGCUCUUUGUACUCAAUAUAAUAUUCCUCAUUUAGUAAAUAAUGCCUAUGGGUUACAGAGUACAAGAUGUAUGCAUCUUAUACAAGAAGCGUCUCGAAAAGGUCGCGUCGAUGCCUUUGUUCAAAGCACAGAUAAAAAUUUUUUAGUACCAGUAGGUGGUGCAGUUAUUGGAUCAUUUGACAAAAAUCUUUUAGAUCGCAUAUCAAAAAUGUAUCCGGGUCGCGCAAGUGCUAGUUCUAUUAUGGAUGUAAUGAUAACAUUGCUUAGUUUGGGAAUGGCGGGUUACAAGCAAUUAAUUACACAACGUAAAGAAAUGUAUUCAUACUUAAAAGAAGAGCUUGGAAAAUUAGCAGCAAGACAUGAUGAGAGAUUAUUAGAUACUAAAGGAAAUCCUAUAUCAAUGGGAAUGACUCUUCAAUGUUUAAGUCAUCAACAUGACAACAAACAAGUUACAAUGUUAGGAUCAAUAUUAUUCCUUCGCAAUGUUAGCGGUACACGAGUAAUAACAACAACAGAAUCUAAACAUAUUGUUUCGCAUAAAUUUGAAGGGUGGGGAGCACAUAACAGUAAUUACCCAGUACCAUAUUUAACUGCUGCCGCCGCUUUAGGUAUGAAGCGAUCAGAUGUGGACAUAUUUAUACAACGAUUAGAUAAAGCUUUGACUAAAGUAAGAAGGCGUUCAGCUCCAGUCACACCAACAGCAUCUCUUGCUGGAUCCAGUAUUAAUGGAGAUGCAGGAGGUACUGGUGGUCCUGGAGAAUCAAGCACAGCUUCGACUAGCCGAGCAAGUAGUAAGGAUAGUUUAAGGAAAUGAACCGUAAUCAACGCAACUGGCCAGUCGAAUCAGUACAUUAAUUUGUAAGUAAAUUCUUACUUACAACUAAUACACAUUGCAUACCUCUAAAGAACAACAUUAACAUUGGAAUAUUCAAAUUAAUAUUUGAAAAAAAAAUAGUCAUACUUUAUUUUAAAAAAUAAUUAUUAUACAAUUUGUUUAUUAUAUAAAAUUUGUUUAAUCCAUAUCGAAAAAUUCUUGUCAACUAAUUAAAAUUGUUUAUUACAUAUUUGGUCGAACUUUUUCAUUUUAUUGAUUUAUUAACAGCUUAUAUUUUAUUACAACAAAAAUAUUUUUCAAAGAGGUAUGUAAUAACAAAAUGUGCUGAUUCGUCUGCCCAAUUGCGUUGUAACAUCGUUAAUUACUACGAAAUCAAGAAAGGGAGUUCCAUAUAAACCACAUUAAUAUCUGAACUGAUAUUUGAGAAGAAAACAAAAAUGUUGGAAUAUUAUAUUCAAAGAUAUUAAUUAAUAAGCGCUGGCCGCAAAAAUAUCUGUUACAUUUAUUAUAUGUUGUAAUAUUUUUGCAGUUUAAAGCAAAGCAUGUUAUCAAAUCUUUGGUUUUUCUCUUUUAUUAUUUAUUUUUACCUCAUUAAAUAUCAAGGUACAAGUUAUAUAUAGAUCAAGAUAUCACAAACUACUUAAUUUACAUCUUUUAGCCAUUUUUCACUGAUUCCUUUAAAACUAUUAUUUUAUUAAUAAGCACUAUUAUUGUUGCAAUUGGCUUUAGUAUUAUAUAGAUGAGUAUUUUGAACAGAUUAUUAUCCUGUAUCAUUUUUUUAUGAUUAAUUUCAUAAUUAAUUU